Messenger RNA from Papilio machaon (common yellow swallowtail), 902 nucleotides. RefSeq names its product dynein regulatory complex subunit 2-like. Gene Ontology annotation, biological process: axonemal dynein complex assembly; regulation of cilium movement; cilium-dependent cell motility. The transcript has a single exon. The record is from RefSeq and is a predicted model, not a curated record. The coding region runs from base 54 to 878 and encodes 274 amino acids. Gene Ontology annotation, cellular component: axoneme; axonemal dynein complex. Lineage: Eukaryota; Metazoa; Arthropoda; Insecta; Lepidoptera; Papilionidae.
UCAAUAAAUCACAUAUCAACGUUAUACUUAAUAUUUUAUACAAAAUAUUUAAAAUGGCUUUAACAAAAGAAGAGAAAAGGGCAAAAAAGGAAGCCAAAAGACUAGAGAAAUUAAGAGCAGAGGCUGAAGAAAGGAAGAGACUAAAAAAUGAAGAACUUAAAAGAGAAAUGGUGGCGCAGGCUCGGAGACGAGGGGAAUUGGAUAAAAAAUGGAGAGGCCUGAUGCUUAAAAUUAAAGAACCCGUCUUCAAACAAGACAUCGAAGUCUUUUGGCACAGUUUUGAUAGAACUAUGGACAAGAAAAACUAUUAUAUCAAUAACAUAAUGAAACUGAUAAAUUUGGCGGAUGAUCAGUUCCAGCGCACCGUAGCUAGUUUUUGUGACAACAUAGACACUAUGAUUUUAAACUUUUUAACUGGUAUCGAAAAUAUAUCUGAAGAAAAUGAUCGCAGAACUGCUGCUUUACUUAAGAUGGGUGAAACAGAAUCGAACCAAAUUAAAACAGAUCACAAUGCAGCAGAGACUCACUUACAGUUAUUGAUUUUCCACGGACACACCACAGCAGAUACUCUCGCUUGGACAACACGUGGUGAAAACUUGGUAAAAGAAGAUGAGGAUCGAAACAAAUAUGCAAGCGAACGAGAAAAUCUUCGUUCUCAUCUCGAGAAUUCGUAUAACACCAUGUGGGAUGAUUACAAGGCUGUUCUAAAAAACUACGUCUUGAAAACAGCUGCCAAUCAGAAAGCAGUGCGAAAAUUACGUCGAAAAGAAAACUUGAUGGCAGACAUUAUUGCAUCGCAAGCUAAAAAAAUAGCUGACAGUGAUGGCUUACUGAAAAAGCUUCGAAAUGAACUUUCUUUACUGUUUUGUCUCCAUUAGUUAUUAUGUCUGACUUUAUGACGU